Messenger RNA from Phyllopteryx taeniolatus (common seadragon), 3768 nucleotides. RefSeq names its product zinc finger protein 605-like. The transcript is spliced from 3 exons. NCBI's taxonomy places the organism in Eukaryota, Metazoa, Chordata, Actinopteri, Syngnathiformes, Syngnathidae. The record is from RefSeq and is a predicted model, not a curated record. Bases 361 to 3078 code for a protein of 905 amino acids.
AACGACACGAAGAAGAAGAAAAGAACAAGAACAAGAAGAAGAGAAGAACAAGAAGAAAGAAGAAGAACGAAUUGCCUGCAGUGGCCGCUGUAGCAGAAUAGGGAAGGACCACGCGCUUUGCAUCUUCCCGAAUUAGUACCGAACGCAUUUAAGCCUGUUCGCAUCAGGACGACCAACACUACUUGACUGGACUAAAACGGCAUUCAUUGCCCGGUUCCAGUCGUCUCGUGUGCACGUCGAAGUUUCUUGGCCUAGUUUAGCUUAGCUAGCUGGCCACGCACAAAGAGACGCGUUUAUCAUCAACGCAUCGCAAAGCGGAGAACAAGUCUGAGCCAAAAGUCUUGUGAUUAUCGUGUGAAAAUGUGUGCAAGAAGGACAGCAGACUACCAGGAGGAAGUUUGUGGGACAAAAGAGGAGAGCGGGCGACAACUUCAACUGCCUGACGUUGUUUUCAAGAAGCCUCGAGUUGGGCUACGCACGGCAGACAUCAAUGAAGAUCUUUGCCCUGAGCGGCUAAAGCCAGAAUCCCCUCGCAUUAAAGAGGAAGUUGAGCAUAAAGGAUCUUCUCACAUUAAAGAGGAAGAGGAGGAGCCAGAGUUUCCCGUUAUUAAAGAAGAGGAGUCUGAGCGCCCUCACAUUGAGCAACAGCUGUUCUCCCUUCAACCUCACAUGAAAAAGGAGAAGGAAGAGCCCUCAUACAUUAAAAAAGAGGAUGAUCUCACCAAGUUACCAUUGAGUGGUGUCCCUUUAAAAAGUGGAGAUGAAGCUAAAGGUCCAAGUGAGAAGAUCAGAGGGGUGGACCCUCCAAGCAGCAGCACAACUGGACACAUGACCACAGAAGGUGAUGGAGACUACUGUGGAGCAUCACAAGCAGAAGGCCUCAUCGCUCCACUAUCAGAUAGUGACAACACAUCACACUCUCCUGACACUGAUGAUGAUAGAGAACAGCCUGAUGGUGAUAUGAGAUGUCACACUGCAAAAAAACGCUGGAAAUGUUCCCAGUGCGGGAAAACUUUUCCCUAUAAGUCGAAUUUGAAACAACACAUGAGAAUACACACUGACAUCAGUGAAAAAUACCUUCGUCCUGAGCAGCAGGAGAUGGAUAUCCCUCACAUGAACAUGAUAGAACCAGAGCACCCACAGGAGGAAGAACCCCCUCAGAUUAAAGCAGAGGUGGAGUCAGUGCAUCCUCACUUCAAAGAGGAGGAGGAAGAGUGCCCAUACAUUAAAGAGGAGGAGCCAGAGCACCCUCACAAAGAGAUGGAAGACCUUCCUCACAUGAAAAAUAAAGCAGUGCUGGACUCCCCACACAUUAAAGAAGAGGAGGAAGAGCCCCCAUACAUUAAAAAGGAGUAUAAUAUCACCAGUAUGCAAUCGAUAGGCGUUCCUUUGCAGAGUAAAGAUGAAGAUAAAGGUCAAAGUGAGGCGGACAGAGGUACAAAGCCUCCAAGCAGUAGAAGCUCAACUCAAAACAUGACAACAGAAGUUUAUGGAGACUACUCUGGAGGAUCACAGGCAGACAGCUUCUUACCUCCACUAUCAGAUAGUGAUGACACAACAUCACAUACUCACGAUGAUGAUGUUUAUAAUGAUGACGAAAACUCUAAAAGUGAUAUGACAUGUCACAUUGACAACAAACACUGGGAAUGUUCUCAGUGUGGGAAAACAUUAAGUUCAAAGUCUAAUUUGAAAGUACACAUGAGGACACACGCUGGUGAAAAACCUUUUGCCUGCUCAAUUUGUGGUAAAAGAUUCUCUUCAAAAGCAUAUCUAAAAAUACACACAAGGUCACACACUGGUGAGAAUCCUUUUACGUGCUCUGUUUGUGGUCAAACAUUCUAUCUGGAGGUAAACUUGAUAAAACAUACGAGAACCCACACUGGAGAGAAACCUUUUGCCUGCACAGUUUGUGGUAAAUUUUUCUCUGAAAGGGGAAGCUUAAAAACACACACAAGAAUACACACUGGUGAGAAACCUUUUGUCUGCUCAUUUUGCGGUCUAACAUUCUCUCAGAAGCAAAACUUAAAAAAACAUACUCAAACCCACACUGGAGAGAAACCUUUUUCCUGCUCAGCCUGUGGCCAAAGAUUCUCUCAGAAGGGGACCUUAAAAAUACAUUUAAGAACACACACUGGAGAGAAACCUUUUGUCUGCUCAUUUUGUGGUAAAAGAUAUUCUGGAAAGGGAAGCUUAAAAGAACACACUAGAACGCACACUGGGGAAAAACCUUUUACCUGCUCAGUUUGUGGUCAACAAUUUUCUGUAAGGAGAAAAUUAAGCAUACACACAAUAACACACACCGAGGAGGAGCCUUUUGCUUGCGCAGUUUGUGGUAAAAGAUUCACGCGCAAGGGAAGCUUAAAUGCACACACAAGAAGAACACACUCUGGUGCGCAACUUUUUUCCUGCUCAUUUUGUGGCCAAAGAUUCUCUCAGAAAGGAACGUUGACAAUACACACAAGAAUCCACACUGGUGAGAAGCCUUUUGCCUGUUCAGUUUGUGGCCAAAGAUUCGCUCAAAAGGGAAGGUUAACAAGACAUUCAAGAACACACACUGGAGAGAAACCUUUUGCAUGCUCAGUUUGCGGUCAAAGAUUCUCUCUGAAGGCAAACUUAAGAAGUCACUCAAGAACACACACUGGAGACAAACCUUUUGCCUGCUCAGAUUGUGGUCAACGAUUCUCUGACACGGGAAGUUUAGGAAGACACAAAAGAAUGCACACUGGAGAAAGACCUUUCACCUGUUCAGUUUGUGGCAGAAGAUUCUCUCAUAAAGUAACCUUAAAAAAUCACACAAAAACACACACGGGAGAAAAACCCUUUGCCUGCUCAGUUUGUGGACAAAGUUUUUCUCAGAAAGGAACCUUGACAUUACACACAAGAACCCACACUGGUGAGAAACCUUUUGCCUGCUCUGUUUGUGGCCAACGAUUCACUCAAAAGGGACACUUAAGAUGUCACAUACGAACACACACUGCGGAGAAACCUUUUUCCUGCUCACUUUGUGGCCAAAGAUUCUUUCAGAAGCAACAGGUUAAGGGACACAAAUGUGUUGAUGAGAAUAGCAGUGAUCAAUGAAGGUUUCGCCUCUCAUCUGAGCAAGCUUCAUGAGUUCAUGCACCAAGGAUGACUGUAUUCUUUGUACCUUCUUGAAGGCCUCCUUCUGACAAGUGUUAAUAAUUAGUACUUGUGUUAAAACACUUGUAGCAGUACACCUGCUUUGUUCAGUGUUUUUGUGAUGUGCAUAUCGAAUGAGCAAACGAUUGAAAUAGCGGACACUGACUCUUUGGGGUAAGAUGGAAAACUGUAUGUGAUCCUGAAUAAAUUUUACAUACAUUUUGUAAUGAAAUGUAUUAUGUCAAUAUAUCACACUGUAUAAUUUCUCAUCUAUGUAUUUGUAUUUGCUUUUGAUUUGAUUUGUUUUACUCUGCUCUCUACUCCCAGGUCAGCCUUUCUAAUUAGAUUAUAUCCCCAAUUGCCUUACCUGGAUGAAUAUAGGUUGGGAAAAAAAUGUACCGGUACAACUUUUUAAACAGUGAGAGUUACUUGUAUAUCAAGUAAGGAGCUUCAACGAUGAUGAAAAUGCAGGUGGCCAUAUUAGCAGUCAGGAAGUUAUACAACGAGGUGGCCCGCUGUGUUAGAUAAAGGCAUGUUAUCCCUCCAGAUUUCAGAGCCACAAAUAUUCAAUCGGACUCUUCCACAUGCCACGGCUGUUGGUAGAUACUUUGUUUGUUGACCAAUAAAGCCGUCUUCGUCAAUGAGCUUGUA